UGUGCCGAGUCGUCGAGAAAUAUUUAGUUUGUCAGCUAUACUCAACUUGUGAUAUACUAUAAUUAUAUAAGUCAAGCAUUCACUUGGAACAUACUUUUAUUUGCAUUCUAAAAUAUCGAACUUCACAAUGGCAUUGACGCUUGUACUGCUCGCCAGUAUCACUACCCUUUUAAUGGCAGUUACAUACUUCUAUUGGCUUCGCAUGAACUUUUGGCGUGCGCGUGGUAUACCACACGACAAGCCCAGUUAUCUAUUUGGCAGUUUCAGUGGUGUCAGCAAGCAAUACAGUUUCGCCGAGAUUGUGCGUUCAAUGUAUCAGCGCUACAAGGGCACUGGCCCCUUCUGCGGUUAUUUCUUCUUUCAGCGACCGGCUGUGAUGGCAUUGGAUAUGCAGCUGGUAAAGAAUAUAUUGAUUAAAGACUUCUCGAACUUCAGCGAUCGCGGUUUAUUUUACAACGAGAAAGACGAUCCGCUGACGGGGCACUUAUUUUUUGCUGAUAGUGCCAAGUGGCAUGUAUUGCAUGGCAAACUAUCGUCGACGUUUACCGAGUCCAAAGUGCGUGGCAUGUUUCCAUGUGUGCGCCAGAAAGCACAGCAAAUGGUAGUUACACUUGGAGAAAUGCUGCAGCGUAAUUCGUGCGUGGAGAUCAAGGAGGUGAUGGGUCGCUACACCACCGAUGUGAUUGGCAAGUGUGCGCUGGGUGUUGAGUGCAAUAGUUUGACCAAUCCGAACGCUGAGUGUCGUACAAUUGGGCGCCGUAUCUUCACCGAUCGGCGCCACGGGUUACUGCUGUCCGGACUGAUGCAGGGGUUUCCGCAAUUGGCGCGUAAGUUACAUAUGGCCACAAUACAUCCGGACAUCGAGAGGUUCUUUAUGCGUUUCGUGCGUGAGAAUGUGGCGUACAGGUUGGAGCACAAGGUGCGCGGCAACGACUUGAUGCAACAGUUGAUGGAGCUGAGUGGCUGUAAGAAAUUAAGGUAUGAUGAAAAUGAUGAAUUUAAGGGUCUGAGUGUGGAGGAGAUGACAGCGCAAGCGUUUUUCUUCUUUGCUGCAGGUUCCGAAAAAUCAUCGUCGACGCUCUCUUUUGCGCUCUAUGAGCUGGCUAUGCAACCGGAGGUACAGGCGCGUUUACGUUGUGAGAUAAAUGAGACGCUGGCUCAACACGACAAUCAACUGACGUAUGAGUGUAUGAAUAAGAUGGCGUAUAUGAAGCAGGUGUUUGCUGAAACCUUACGAAAAUAUCCAAUACUACCGCAUUUGGUUCGUCAAGCUCUAAACGACUACGUCGUACCCGGCUAUCCGAAGUAUGUGAUACCCGCAGGCACGCUGGUAACCAUACCCGUUAUUGCCAUACAUUAUGAUGCCGAAAUCUAUCCGGAUCCCGAGAAGUUCGAUCCGGAACGCUUCACGCCGGAAAUGGUAAGUGCACGUGAGAAGGUCGAGUGGUUGCCUUUCGGCGAUGGUCCGCGCAAGUGCAUUGGCUUUCGUUUCGGCCACAUGGAAAUGCGCGUCGCACUGUGCUAUUUGCUGCAGAAUUUUCACUUCGCACUGUGUACGCAAACCGUGGUGCCCGUGCAGAUCAGCAAGUCCUUCUCAACAAUUCCGAAAAAUGGCAUAUUCUUGAAGGUAGAACGCAUUUAGGGCUUGGAAUGCCCAUGUACAAUAGUUUUAAGAGAGACAAGUAGUAUCUAAGUCAAAAGCAACCAAAACGUCUUUGGAAAAGUAGUUUUAUAUUUUUCUUCAAUCACGUUUUUUAACCAAAAUAAGUUUAUUUGCCAUGAACUUAAUGUGAACUUCCUAAUACCUGUACGUGGGUAUCGAUGUGUGUGUGUAGAGUGUGUUAUAUACACCCUUACAUGCGCUUUGUGUAUUUAUAUUUAGAGUCUGUGCAUCAGAAAAUGUACAACAACUUGAAACUGACUGUGAUUUAAAGCCUGAACUCGUAAUAUUGCUUUCGAAAUUUUCAAAAAUGUUUUUUGAAUUUUUUUUCUAAGCUUUCCUUCUUUCUUAAAUCCGCGACUGCCAGUGUAUUUGUAAUGUCUAAAGAUUCUCAGUUUGUUUUUGCUUAUUUGUCCCCUCAAGAGGAAUGGUAUUUUUGUACCUUCAAUUUCUUAGACACGAAUACGUACUUGGAUUUGGAUUUUAAUGAAGUUUUUUUGUUAAAUAUAAAUUUUUUGGUUGAUGAACAAAAUAUAAAAAUUCCAGAAAAGUUCUUAUUACAACAAAAUUUAUUGUAUUGAAAUAAGAGAAUAAAAAUAGGAGAAUAAAAAAGAAUAAUUCUGACUGUAAA
Ceratitis capitata (Mediterranean fruit fly) is the source of this 2291-nucleotide messenger RNA. Its product is annotated as cytochrome P450 6a8. The record is from RefSeq and is a predicted model, not a curated record. The transcript has 2 exons. Bases 128 to 1642 code for a protein of 504 amino acids. NCBI's taxonomy places the organism in Eukaryota, Metazoa, Arthropoda, Insecta, Diptera, Tephritidae. Gene Ontology annotation, molecular function: oxidoreductase activity, acting on paired donors, with incorporation or reduction of molecular oxygen; monooxygenase activity; iron ion binding.